Molecule: messenger RNA, 1676 nt
Organism: Ostrea edulis (European flat oyster)
Lineage: Eukaryota; Metazoa; Mollusca; Bivalvia; Ostreida; Ostreidae
Product: neutral cholesterol ester hydrolase 1-like
Exons: 6
Coding region: 215-1549 (444 amino acids)
Cellular component (GO): membrane
Molecular function (GO): carboxylic ester hydrolase activity
Source: RefSeq, a predicted model, not a curated record
UACGAUAGUACAUUGGUAAACAUCAGCUGUUUUAUUGAAUGACCUUCAGAAACCCUCGUUACACAGAUAGCUUGAACUGCUGUUUCUUAUCAACAAUACUACAGAAGGAUUAUGAGAUAAGCAGCAAAUGUAGUUUUCAUUUUGUGAACUAACCGUCCGGUAUUACAAAGUAAAUCUACCUCAAGUCACUGCCAGCGUCAACUAACUCAUCAAAAUGGUCCAUCUACACAAAGGCCACAAACGGAAGGAAGGAACGGACGUUGGAAAAAUUAUCCACCAAAUGAAGCACACAUCAGUGAUAAGAAAUAUAAUGACGUCAUCGCUAACUGCUGUGGUGACCCUUGUCCUAGCAUUCGCCAUAUUCAAUUACAUGGAAACUGGUGUUCCCGAGGGUGUUCCGGAAGUCUGGAAUGCUCGAAUAUUAGACACCUCACUUCGGACGAUGGGAAAAGUGAUUUUAACCCUAAAUAAUUUUGGUGUUCAUGGAGGAGUUACGUGGUGGACUAGAAAGAUGGUGGAGAUCAUGCUAACGACUUUGAUAACCGGAAGUCCCCGUGGACUUGGUGACGAUCCGGAACUAAAGAUAUAUGACAGGAAGAUGGCUGGAGUGGACGUGAGAGUAUAUGAACCUACCAAGGGAAAACACUCCGAUCGUCCAGCCUUGGUGUACUACCAUGGUGGAGGGUGGUCAUGGCUGUCGAUAGAUGUUUAUGACCAGGCCACCAGACAACUUGCUAAAGGAGUUGGGAUGGUCGUCGUUUCUGUUGGGUAUCGUCAGUCUCCGGAAUAUGCGCAUCCAAUCCCUUUCCAAGAUUGCCUUGACGUCACCGAACACGUGAUUAAUAACGGUAAAGACCUUGGUAUCGAUAGUUCCCGUGUAGCAAUUUCUGGCGACAGCGCUGGUGGUCACUUAACAGCCGCUGUAUCCCUCCGCUUAAAGAAGAAGAUCAAAAUUCAAAUCCCUAUUUACCCGUGCCUUCAGUUGUUCGACAUGCAAACACCUUCUUAUAUUGAAAACAAGGAUUUCAUUCCUGGCAUGCUAACAGAUAUAUCGAUGUUGACCUACUGGUUGAACUAUGCCAACAUCAGUUAUGAUCAUAUCGACACGAUCAUGGCCAAUAAGCACACAUCACCAGCUUUGAAGAAAUCCAAAUACGCCGAUUAUAUUUCACCAAAGUGGUACAUGAAAGAACAUAUAAGAACCGAAUCUCUUCGUGAUAUGAAGAAACCGACAGACUUUGGGGACGAGAAACUUUCCAAACAAAUCGAAAAAACUCUUCUUGAUCCGUACUUUUCGCCACUUAUGGCGGAUGAUUCAGAUAUGAAAGACUUACCUUUAACAUAUGUUCUUACUGCCGGAUAUGACGUUUUACGCGAAGACGGUUUGAUAUAUUAUCAGAGGUUGAAAAAGAUCGGUGUUAAGGUUCACUUAGCUCAUUACCAGGAGGGAUUUCACGGAAUGAUCUUUUUCUUCAAAGGACCCAUUCCAUUUAAUGUUGGAAUCCGGGCCAUGGACGAUUUGAUACAAUUCCUUCAGAAGAAUCUCUAGUGGAAAUGGCCUUAGGAUUUUCAAAUUAAAUCAUAUACAUGUAACUGCAUGUGAAACGUUUCUUUCACUUAUUUAAUAGAAUCAAUGUCUAUUUUGAAUGAAAACAAGAAUAAAUUUCUAAAAAGCA